Messenger RNA from Trichomonas vaginalis G3, 246 nucleotides. RefSeq lists its product as uncharacterized. The transcript has a single exon. The coding region runs from base 1 to 246 and encodes 81 amino acids. Lineage: Eukaryota; Parabasalia; Trichomonadida; Trichomonadidae. The record is from RefSeq and is a predicted model, not a curated record.
AUGAACCAUUUAUUUUUACGCUUGACUUCAGAUGGCUCAGGUAGCUCUAUAAGGUCAAUUGUCUUGUCCGAGUCCUUCUGGCAUUCCGAGUCCUUCCAUCCGACAAGAAAAGUCCUUCCUUCCGACAGGAAAAAGUUCUUCCCGACAACUGGAAAAAAAUUUCCCGACAACUGGAAAAAAAUUUCCCGACAACUGGAAAAAAAUUUCCCGACGACAGGAAAAAAAUUUCCAGUUGUCCGUCCGUAA